Mesocricetus auratus (golden hamster) is the source of this 669-nucleotide messenger RNA. RefSeq names its product translation initiation factor IF-2-like. The record is from RefSeq and is a predicted model, not a curated record. Lineage: Eukaryota; Metazoa; Chordata; Mammalia; Rodentia; Cricetidae. The coding region runs from base 1 to 669 and encodes 222 amino acids. The transcript has 3 exons.
AUGGCUCAGCAGCCGGUCCCGUCCGCCCCUCGGGUCUUUUUCUCCGCGCCCCCAGCCUCGACCUCACGCCCCGCUGAAACCCGCUCCCGGGCCGCAGCGCCACCCCGCGCAACCCCCGGCCGCCUUGCACUCCCGCAGAGCCCCGACCCCGCACCCUCCCCACCGCGGCCCCGCCGCUCCCGCCCGCGCCCCGCCCGCAGGCCCCGGGCCCGCUCCCCAACAUGGCGACGGGGACACGAGCGCGGCGGCGGGUGGGGCGGCUGCGGGCCCGGGCCGCACUCGGGCCGAGCUGCACGGCCGCCCGGCGCCAUCUUCGCGCGCCAGGCCCGGGCGGCGCCUCCUCCCCACGAAGCCAGCCGGGCCGGGCCCGGGACGCUCAGCAGGCCCACCCCUUACGGGCCAGCGUCGCCGUCGCCUCACCUGAGCGCGGCCCCGGCCCUCCCGGGCGGGCCUCGCAGCGCCGGCCCGGGCCGUGCGUGCCCGGCGCCCUCGGCGCGUCCGUCCGCUGGUCCUCGCGUGCGCCCGUCCGUCCGGCUGUCGGCGCCCGGCCGCCCGCAGCCCGACCCGGCAGGGCCUCAGGGAGCCGCUAUGUAUGCUGCGCAACACUCCACGCCUCAGUUUGCUCAUCUCAACGAUGGGGAUAAUAGUAUUUCCUUGCAGAGGAAAUGA